Messenger RNA from Formica exsecta, 4726 nucleotides. It is a transcript of the gene Sidpn, whose product is annotated as protein deadpan. The coding region runs from base 999 to 2411 and encodes 470 amino acids. Lineage: Eukaryota; Metazoa; Arthropoda; Insecta; Hymenoptera; Formicidae. Gene Ontology annotation, cellular component: nucleus. Gene Ontology annotation, biological process: anterior/posterior pattern specification; regulation of transcription by RNA polymerase II; regulation of neurogenesis. The transcript has 3 exons. Gene Ontology annotation, molecular function: RNA polymerase II cis-regulatory region sequence-specific DNA binding; DNA-binding transcription factor activity, RNA polymerase II-specific; protein dimerization activity. The record is from RefSeq and is a predicted model, not a curated record.
CGACACCGUCGCUCGUUGCGCGAGCACACGUGGACGAUAUCAUAGUCAGAUUGCACGCGUUGCGUGUAUUUUGUUAACGCUGACAGUGAUCUCGAUCUUUCGUGCGUAAGUUGACACGAGAACGGAUUACCUCGUUGAAUUUUCGGGUAAAUUGUGAGUUUGCAAUUCGCGAGCUCAUAAGCAGAAAUUCUCUGUAUUUCAAAUCGUAGGAGAAUUGUUUUUCGCAUUAAGAUCGAGUCGAUCGCUAUACUCGAUUCUGAUAUCAAUAAAGAAACGUCAUUCAACGCGCAUCAUUUAAGAAUAUCGAUAUAAACGGAACGUUAUUUCACCACUCGAGUAUUUGUGAAUAAGUGCAUUUCGAUUGUUUAUCGGGGUGUACAUUGUGAGACAAUUUUCGGAACAAACGAGGAAUUGGAUAAGAAUCAACGGCGAACACACGAGCCACCAACGGCUGUUACGCUCGCGGGUGACAAGUGGUUCGGUGACGCGUGGUUAACCACGUGGCGCGGUGUGCGCGCCGGUGUGUACAGCCGCCCGUCAAUGGUGUGAACUUUCGUAGAACUUUCCUUCUCUCUGGACAUAUUUGGCGCGCCAAAUGAUCGAAUCACACGCGCAUACGAGGGACAAGUGACAGAGGUCGUUGGUAUCAGUUAGUGUCGCGUUGUGAGUGAGUGCACUUUGCGAUUCCAAGCGAUUUGAUCGUCGCUCUGAGAACUCUGACGUGCAUUGUCACGUAUUUGAAUUCGCGUUCCGGGACUCUUGGCCGACGCGCUACUUGAUCUCUCGAGACACUCGAGGGCAUGGUACAACGGUGAUUAGUCUGCAAUACAUCAUCGCUAGUGCCAACAAAAGUCGCGAGGGAAGACAAUAAUCUGGUGGAUAGUCUGGUCUCGCUGUCGCAGGCCGCCGCGAAAUGCUUAGAGCCUUAGUCGCACAAUCCGGCCAAUCACGUAGGGUGCUGCUGCGAUCAGAGCUGAAGGCCGUCGCGGCCUGUUAAAAUGACCGCGCGUCUACACUCGCUGAGGCAUCAGGAGAAGAAAUCAGCCGGCAACAACCACAGACAGCAUCACCAGCAUCAACAGGCCGUGCAUCAGGGUCCGAGCCCGGCACCGAGCCCCAGUCCCAGCCUCAGCCCGAGCCCCAAACACUCGGACGGACGAAGAGCUAACAAACCACUAAUGGAAAAACGACGGCGAGCAAGGAUUAACCAAUCCUUAGCGGCGCUGAAGGCGCUCAUUCUCGACAGCGCCCGCCUGGAGAACACCAAGCAUAGCAAGCUGGAAAAAGCCGAUAUUUUGGAGCUUACGGUCAGGCAUUUGCAGCGACAGAGAUCGCUUGCUCAACCCGGCCUGUCCAGGUACAAGGCAGGAUAUCAGGACUGCUCAAGAGAGGUGAGCCGCUAUCUCGAUGCGCCGGACAUUAUUACGGGUAACACGACGCCGAUGGAUCCGGCCGUGAAGCAGCGGCUACUGCGCCACUUGGACAGUUGCGUGUCGGAGCUGGACCUGGAUCUGGGAUCACGGCCCGAUAGUGGUCUGGGUAGUAGUCCGGGUAGCGUGACAGACCGUGUGGUGGGAGCGACGAGUCCGAGCCCAAUGGAUCAUCACGUGCCGGUCGGACCGCACUGCAGCAGUGCCGCGCUCACGCCGGCCAGUCUGAUCAAGUCCGAAAUUCCGGAUAUGGUCGAGGCUACCCGACCCGACAGCAGCACCACCGCCGGCGAUGAAAACAACAAUAGCAGUCGACCGACAUCCGCUUUCAGUCAGGUGAAUCCGGCGACAUUGGACCCGCACCAUCCGCAUCAUCCGUCUGGUAUACCGGUCGAUCAGGCCUCUACGUCACAGCAGAAUCCCAACAACAUGCUCUCCGUGGUACAGGUUAUACCUUCCCGAUUGCCGGACGGCCAAGUGGUCUUCCUGUUGCCAAGCCACUACGUACAACUGGCGGCGGCAGCCGCGGCGAAUGGUAUCAGCAUUGGGCCGAAUCCACCCACGGCGAUCUGGGCAGCGACCAACAUGUCGUUGCUCAAGGCCACCGACAAAUUGGCGAAACGACCGCAUGACGACAUCGGCCAGGAGUGGCAGGAUCCCACUGGCGGUCUCAAACCCAGUAAGAGCCCAAGGAUGGAACAGCCGGAGCAGCCGCUCGACUUCACCACCACGUCAAAGAAAAUGAAGAUUGCCAGCUCGAGAAGCUCGUCCGUGCACUCUGGCGUCGUCGAUCACCAUCAUCAUCUACGGCAACAGCAGGUUUCGACCCGUUUGCCAACCGAGCCUGCCGGCGGUCCCAUCGUUCACGAGGACAGACCUUCUAGUCACGCGGACAACGAGGUCGCCAUUGGCAUACCGUCCCCGUCGCCCGUCGGUCAGCAACCUGUCAAGGAUGAAGAGGGCAUGUGGAGGCCAUGGUAAAGGGCCGCCCAUAUAACGGCCCUCUGUCUUUGUAAAUAGAAAUAUAUCUUGUGGGACAGAAUACGCGCGAAACCGGAAGUCGUAGCGGUGCGCGACUGCGUCGUCUAUUGCGGAAAUCUUCCUUGGUUAGGGUAAGAUCGUAUGUGUGUAUGUGUGCGUGUACACAUACAUAUAUAUAUAUAUAUAUAUUCUCUUUCUCUCUCGCUCUGGCGUAGAAAAUUACAGGAGUAGAAUUGCCGCAAAUUUUGAAUAGCUUAGAUAUUUUAUUUACUAUGGACACACACAAACACAUAAACAAUACAAAUAUUCAUUUCGAAUUCAAGAAUAGAACUCUAGACAAAAAUGCGUGUAUACUACGAGAAAGAGCUCCUCCAAUUAAGAUAUAAUAUUAUUCUUAAACAAAAGUAGAAAUAAUUAUCGCGAAUAUUUCUUUACGUUAUUACUAAAAUUAGUAAUGACACAAUUUUACGAUAAUGCAAUCCGCCGAAAUUACGCAAUCGUCAUGAAAUACUUUCAUGAAUACAGGAAAUUAAUAUGUUAGAAAUAUGGAGAAGUUGAGUGCUAAUUGGCAGAAAUAAAAAUUAUAUACAGGAUGUUUUUAAAAUGAUUAUUUAUUUGACGAAAUAAUAAUAGGGAUUAUAAAAAACAUCUUUAAUAUAUGAAUAUAUAUAUAUAUAUAUAUAUAUACAAUGUCUCUACAGAUUUAAAAGUGAUCAACUAUUUCAUGGAACACACAAGCAAUUGAAUUUUAAAUCCAUGAUUUUAUAUAAUAAUGGAUGUACCGUUAUAACCGUAACAAAUUUUAAGAAAUCUAUAAUUUCGCCAAAAUAGAUAGUUACUUUAGGAACAUAUUGUAUAUCUUUUCACGUACCUUUGCAAGGUAUUUACGAAUUUAUAUAUAUCGAGAGAGAGAGAGAGAGAAAGAGAGAGAGAGAUAGAAUGUGUGUGGGUGUUCUCCCCACCCCAUCAUAUAUAUAUAUAUUAUUCCAUCAAUCUGCAGUUUCGUUUUCGAGGCGAAAAAACAUUGCGACUAACUUUUUUUCGCUGUCACUACUUGUUCAUGUGGAAACGAGUACACGGAAAAGGCGUAUGCGCAUUCUCGCUUAAUAACGUCGCGCUCUCGCGUGCGUGACGUCAAUGGUAUGCGCGUCGUUUCUUGCGACGGCGUUAAUGAAGCCUUUAAUUUGCAUCAUGCUUAAAAGUGCCGCAACCGCUAAAAUCGCUGCAAUGCCGUUCGAAUAAUGCGUUCGACGCGUCCGUUGUGUAUUGCGAGAUUUUCACGACGACGAUGACGUCAUCUGAGUGACGACAGCAACGAAUCAUAACACAGAACAACUUAUACAAACAACAAAAAAUAAAAUACGCUGUAUACCUCUUUUUAAAGGCUACAUAGAAAAGCAUUCAGAAAGAUAAGACGAAAACGUAUUAAUUUCCGUUCGACUAUUCUAGUUUCAUUAAAUAGAGCUUUCCAUUCUUUUCACAAUAUCGGAAGGAAACUGUUUUAGCCAAAUACGGAAAUUUGUUAUUCAUUUUAUUUCAAUUUGUAUUUACGUAUCUUCUUUCGAUUUUUUUUUUUUAUUUAAUUCUGAUUACUUUUUACUUCUCUGUCGAAAAAUCGACACGAAAGAAGCAAAAACGGAAAUGACUCGCAGCUAGAUGCGAAUCUGAACUCAUACAGCACAUAAUAAUGCAACAACAUUGCGGCAAUAUUUCAAUGUUGCUACAAUGUUGUAUUCUGUGUUGUAUGGAGAAAAAUGCCAAAGCAACAUAUAUGUGCGAGACAGAAUUGUAAGAUAUAUAGAUGCCUAACGAAAAUUUCUGCAAUUUUCCUCGCAAGAAGAUAAUGAGGGAGCGGCCUCAGUUUCCCUCAACGGAGGCGAUUGAUCCCGUGACUGCGCCGUUAUGCGAACGACAAAGAAAAUAGUUUUGACGUAGUUGCGCAUUACAAAAUAAUUGUAUGUAUGUAAAUGACAAAAUAAUUAAUUUACGAUUCAGGGAAGAAAGUGAAAGAAAGAGCAGUAAGCGUGCAAGAGAAAGAGUGCGUGCAUUUUAGUCCGUCAUUCGUGUACAUAGCCUCUCGAUAAUUAUUGCUCUAUUUGCGAAAUAUAGAUUUAUUUUGAUGUUAUCUAGGUGUAUAUGGCGAGAGAAAGAAAGAGAUAAGUAUGUAUGUGAAGGCGCGAUUAAUAAUCGCGGUUCAACGUAGCGAAGAAUCACCACCUAAUUUACGUCUGUAAUUGCUAAAUAUCUUGGAAUUCGAAUUCCUUAUUCAAUGUACUUAGACGAGCAGUCAAUAUAGAUAUAUAUAUUGAACUGUA